AUCGUUUGCAGCCACGCAUCCUGAGCCUGCGUCCUGAAGAAUCGCCAGAACGACACGUCUGAAUCUCUUGAAUCGUUAGUGGCGUAACGGGACACCAAACGCGAGCACAAACCAUGUGCCCUUUCCGACUAUGUGUGACCUAAAAGAUUGGCAAGAGAAUUGGGACAGCCCGAUGGUAUGCGAAUCUAGCACGAACUUCACAUCGAUGAGCAGUUGACGACCAUCCAAAGGAAAAUGUCCCUAGAUGACGAGAGACAAUUUUUAUGUCCCCGCCUCAUUGACUACCUGACCAUAGUAGGGGCUCGGAACACACCCAUCACCAUUAAACAGAAUGCCAGUCCUCACAUACAACCGCCGGAACUACUGAGACGGUAUCCCCUGCAGGACCACAAAGAUUUCCCGAUGCCCAUCGACAUGGUAUACUUCUGCCAACCCGAAGGGUGUUCUUCGGUAGGGCCGAAACGCACCGCGCUUCGGGAAGCCUCCUCGUUCGUCUUUACCCUGACCGACAAAGAUUCGGGCAAGACCCGCUACGGCAUCUGCGUCAACUUCUACAGGGCGAUCGAGAAAACUUCCGCGACCAUCGGCGCGAACAAGAAUAAAAUAAGCCCGGGCAUGCGCAGGGAUUCGUGGCGGAAAAGCGUGGAGAAGAGUUCCGACUCGGCGUUUUCCAGCGAUUAUAGGAGUAGCAACGUGGGGCCUAGCGAUUCGGAAAAAGACUAUCCUCCGAGCAGAAGAGACUCCGAAUGUGUUGGCCACCAUCAGUUGCCAACGUCGAGGUUAGCAGUAGGCGGAAAUGACUCAGAAAGCGGCGGAAGCCAUUCGCCGUCUCCAAGAGCUAGCAGACGAAGACAGAGAAUACGGAACCAUUCGCUAACGUCCUUGUGCAUCCUGUCGCACCAUCCGUUCUUCACAAUGUUCCGUGAAUGUUUGUUCAUUCUGAAGAAACUCAUAGACGCGUGCAACGAGUCUUCGAAUCCGAAAAGGGUCGGAGGCUCAAAACAAACAUCGAGGUGGAGGGACAACGUCUGGGGAGUUUUAACCGGUCAGCCGGGAGAGGGCGCUUCUUCAAUAGUGCUUCACGACGUCAAGGAGAUUGAAACCUGGAUACUGAAGCUGUUAUCUGCCCCGGUGCCCAUCCCAGGAAAAACCAAGAUCGAAGUGGAAGUGCUGUCGCCUAGCGUAUACGAGCCUUUAGUUUUUGCCUUACCGAAUCACACCAGAUUUAGCCUAGUCGAUUUUCCUUUACACCUUCCGUUGGAACUGUUAGGUGUCGAAACUUGCCUGAAGGUGCUUACGAUAAUACUGUUAGAAAAUAAGGUCGUGUUUCAGUCUCGGGACUACAACGCUCUCUCAAUGUCUGUGAUGGCUUUUGUGACCAUGAUAUAUCCCCUCGAGUAUAUGUUCCCGGUCAUUCCACUGUUGCCCACGUGUAUGAGCUGUGCAGAGCAACUUCUUCUGGCGCCGACACCCUUUGUUAUAGGAUUGCCAGUCAGCUUCCUCAUGUACAAAAAGAACUUUAGAUUGCCCGACGAUGUGUGUUUAGUGGACUUAGACUCAAAUAAAUUACAUUCGCCGAUCGAUAUCCCCCCUCUGCCCGAGCCCGAAGGCACGAUUCUGAAAAACCACUUGAAGCAGGCAAUGCAACUUAUGGACCAAGUCGGCACCGGAGCCAUUUCCAACCUGACGGCUCCCAGUAACACCAACGCACAACUGCAUCCUUCCCGGAGGGAAAGCCUAUCGACGUCGUCUUCGAGUCACUUGGGGGCCAGUCCUCAGGAAGUGUCGCCCACCGCCCAACAAAAACUCUCCUUGUCGCCUCAAACCGCUGCUGCUCUGUCUCCGAGGACGUUGUCUCCCACCCUGCAAUCGGGAUUCAAUCCCUUCAUAUAUGGAAACGACGUAGACUCGGUAGACGUCGCCACCAGAGUUGCGAUGGUGAGGUUUUUCAAUUCGCAAAACUUGCUGGCCAACUUUUCCGAGCAUACGAGGACGUUGAGGCUGUACCCGCGUCCCGUGGUCGCCUUCCAGAUCAACAGUUUCCUGAGAUCCCGCCCGAGGGCGUCUCAAUUCCUCAGCAAAUUCGCGCGGACGCAGGCGGUCGAGUUCCUGGCCGAAUGGUCCCUGACCCCGACCAACGUCGCAUUCCAGAGGAUUCACACCGGCGUCCUGGACCCCAUCCUGAUCGGGGACAAACCGAAAUGGUACUUGCACACCCUGGAACCGAUCAAGUUCGUCGUAUGGGACGACGGAAGCUCGCUGAACGGAGCCCUGAGAAGCGUCCAAGGUCAAGAGUACCAACCGACAGACGAGAGUGGCUCGGAUUCGGAGGAAGGCGAGAGUACCAGCUCUAGUUACUCGUCUCUGAGCGAUUUCGUGUCCGAAAUGGUCUCCUCGGACCUUUCGCCAGGGUACUUGUCGUAUCACGAGCAGAGGAAAGCGUCCGCGCAAAGCAUGACGUUUUCGUCGAACGUGGACGUGGACAGCGUCUACAAACCGCCGUCGGAGCUGCGGUACCCAGACGGAGAAGCUCCCGUACCUAGAUCAGAAUCGCCGCACUCCUCUUCCAGCUCGGACUCGGAUCUGAGCUCGCCGUCGUUCAACCGCGAUUCGGAAAUGGAGUUUGGCAAGCAAACGAAAUGCGAGCGGGAUUUGCCAAAGGGCGACAAAGACGACACGAACGAGAACGAGUCCGAUUCGAAUUCGACGACGACGCCCAAAACGGUGGUUAACACUAAUCAGAGAUCGAGUACCGACGACGCAGACAGAAGCGUCGCGAGCAGGAGACAAAGGAAGGUUCCUCCGAUCACUCCCGCCCCAUUACAAAAGCAGCCCAGCGUGGGGAACGUCUUCGCCAAAGCUUCGAGUCUGGGUUCUUCCGGAACCUCGAGUCCCGGACAGUUACACUCUGCUGGAAGCGGCGUGCCUAGGCAGGGUUCUCAGGGUUCUCUCUUUGAACAGUUCGCGUCUCAAGCGAAGGAACUGGUAAGGGAGACGACGCGUCAGAGUAGCCAGGACGGACUUUUGGCCCAAAUGGACAAGCUGAAAUUCCAGGCGAAAGAGAAACUGUCUGAAGCGGAGGAAAGUCACAUAUUCGCUCCGUUUGAUAAGUUCACCACCCAAGCAAAAAAGGCAGCCGAGGAGGCCUCCAAGAGCGUCCAGGAGGCGGGCAAAACCGCUACCGCGAUGAGCAAGACCACGUUAGACGACCUGACGUACGUGGGCAAGUCCACCCUGGGCGAUUUGACCAAAAGCGCCAAGGAGGCGGCCACCAAAAAGGGUCUGCUAAGGACGGACUCCUUCAGCAGAUCGGACUCGAGACGGGGUUCCAGCAGCAGCAGCAGCACCUCGCUGGUCAGCACUUCGAACGUGCUGGCCGGUGCAAGUCGCGAUUUCUUCACGAACAUCAGUUCGGACCUCAACGGACUGGCCACGAGUACGUCGAGCAUGUUUUCCGACUUGUUCGGUAGCAAAAGGGAACUGAAACCGGAACAGAGCCCGAGCCAAGUGCCCAGACCAAAGGAAUCCAAGACCAGCAUGUUCGGGCCGUUUCAACGCGGACCCAAAGGUAUCGUCGAGAAGAGUCCGUUGAUCAAACACGUGCCCAAAAGGCAGGACGAUCUGCAACGGAAACAAAGCGUAGACAAGUCCGCGACGAACAGUGAGAACCAGGCUUUUCUCAAAGACAUCGUCGGCAGCGUUCUCGAAGGCGAAGGCGUCGGUUGGCUCAAACUAAACCGCCUGAAGAAGCUGAUGGAGGACGAGUCGUAUCGCAACUUCGUGCUCAGCAAAAUCAACAAGACGCUAGACAGGAAAAUCGCACCAGACGAUCACAUCGACGACGUCUGUUUACCGAAACCCGUGUGGAAAGGUAUGCUGAAGGUGUUACAAGCGAUCGUGCACGGUUUAGAAGUGACUUACGGCAACUACGGCCUCGGAGGUAUGGCAUCAGCGUUUCAGUUGCAAGAAGUCGCCCAUACCCAUUACUGGUCCAAAGAUGUCGGCGACGGCGCCAUGUCUUCCGAUAUCACGCAGAGUUCCAGCCCAAAAUCGCCACAGAGCCCGAGAUACUCGCUCCAGUCCUCCGAUUGGGAAAACGACAGCAGAAAAUCUUCACAAGCAGAUCCGCCGGAAGUACGUCUGGUUCAGGGCGACGAUACGGACAGGGAACAAUCGACAGCCGAUAUUUUCAAGGACAUGUUGACUCAGAAGAAGAACAUGAUCCUCAGCAAACUCACUUCGUUCGACUCUGACGCUGAGGGCACGUUGCAUGGUUCCGGUGGUACCGUUUCACCUUCGACGGGUUCCAUCACCACGGGUCCCGCUUGCGGUCUGAAUAGAGGCGGAGCACAGGCAUCGUUCAGAUCGACCGUGUCCGAUACCGAGGUCGAAACGUUGCAGUUCCCCAAGUUGCCAAAGCAGAGGACGGCAAGCGUGUGGUCGAGCAAGUCGUCGUUGAGUACGGGGUUUCGAUAUCACGGGGGCCAUAUUGUCAACACCGCGCAAUCGCCGUCACCGGAAUCGGCCAGGACGUACCUGUUCGAAGGCCUGCUGGGCAAGGAUAGAUCGAACCUGUGGGACCAGAUGCAGUUUUGGGAGGACGCUUUCUUGGACGCGGUGUCCCAAGAGAGGGACACGAUCGGAAUGGACCAAGGACCGCGGGAAAUGAUGGAACGAUACAAGGGAUUGAGCGACACAGAGAGAAAAAGGUUGGAACACGAAGAGGACAGACUAUUGGCCACCAUGUUGUACAACCUCACGGCCAUCUUGGUCAUGCUCGGCUGCGACAAGGACGAGAUAAAACGCAAAGUAAGAAGGCUGCUGGGCAAAAGUCACAUCGGAUUGGUGUACAGUCAGGAGGUGAACCUGCUGCUCGAUCAGAUACACAACCUGAACGGCAACGAUAUAGACCUCAAACCGCUGGGUUCGCGGUUACUCCACCGUCAGAGUUUCACGGUGCACCAGGGUCUCGAUUGCACCGGCGAACUCCGUUUCAUGGAGGUGAGAGACGACGGGCUCGUGAUCAGAUCCGUCACGGGGGUCAUCAUAGAGAGAUGGUGGUUCGAAAGGCUCGUCAACAUGACCUACAGUCCCAAAAACAAAGUGCUCUGCUUGUGGAGACGCUGCGGCGGACAAACCCAAGUUCACAAGUACUACACCAAAAAGUGCAAACAGGUGUACUACUGCAUCAAGGAGGCGAUGGAGCGGAACGGUUCGGUGCAAAACGUACCCGAGUUGGGAGGGGAGUUUCCCGUGCAGGACAUGGCGACCGGCGAAGGUGGCCUGUUGCAGGUUUGCAUGGAAGGCGUCGGCCUGCUCUUCGCCUACAGCAAGUUCUUCGUGAGGCUCGGCCACAUCCGCAAAUGCUACACGCAGAAGGGUAGCGUUUUUAUCAUAGAGGAAUUUAAUCCCAAGACGAGGCAGGUAAUACAAAGGAAAUACAAAACGCCCAUGGCGGAUCAAAUCUGCUACUCGGUGUUAUGCGUGUUUUCCUACGUGGCGGCGGGCAAAGAAAAAGCGACCCAACACCAGCAGCAGCAGCAACAGCAGCAGUCCAUGCACAGAUCGCUCCACGCGAUUUCCCAUCUAAAUUUGACGUCGUGCAUGCGACCAGCGGCCACCAAACAGUCCACUGCUACGCCUCAGCGACCCCCGAACCCCCGACACUGCGGGGAGCACCCGGAACCCGGUACCACGGGUACCCGUCCGAGCGUGUCUCCACCUCGCACUCCCGUGGGAGACCCCACGACUUACCCGUCUCCCCGCACCCCCGGGGGAGGCCCACCGACUUAUCCGCCUCCGGCGCUACCUGCGGGGGUGGCGCCCCCCGCUGCGCCUCCUCACCAGAAAACUUUAACGUCGCAGAUUUCGAUGCCGGCGACGUUGAAACCGCCUCCGGUUCCCAGCAGGAGCACGCCGCCUUGCAGGCAGGGUUCAGUGAAUAGACCGCCGCCCCCGCCGCCUCCCAGGCCCAAGUGAGGAGGCGGCCGACCGUCAAGUCUUCCCCUUUGUGUUGUGGUUAGGUGUUAUGGUUCGUAACGUGACAGUUUUCGUAAUAAUCCGGUCGAAAUAGGCAAAAGUAAGUCAAACCUUGAAAAACGGGAAGUUUUAUAGCGAAAAUGGGUCUGAAGAAAGUUGUAUAUCGUACAAUUCUCUACAAGAAUCGCUCGGGCACAUUUUUUUUGCGACUCGUGAGAUUCCGCGGUUUCAAAUAUUAGAAAAAUUCAUAUUUUUCAUUAUAUGCACACAUUUCCCCACCACCUAUGAGGUAAUGUACUUGGCGCAUUUAUUUUAACGUGGUUCCCUCAGUAGGUAUACUCCAUUGAUUGAUAUUGAUAAUUUUCAAAGUGUAACAGGUUGUUUUCUUCUAAACGUUGUUACAAUAGAUAACUGCAGAAUCUCUGUUCGCUGUUAUAAGAAAAGAGAUACGUCAGUUGUCUCUUCAUUAGAAACAUAAAUAAUUUCUUGGAUACAAUAUAGGAGCAAGUCUGGACCUGGCAAUUAAGGCACAUUGGGGAACAAAAUAAUCCCACUUCUUGACAGCCACAAUUCUUGCUACAACCCCUCUAGUAGUUACGCAAAAUAGUAGGAGGGAGUAAAGUUUCUUCUUCAUUCUUCUGGGAUUAGCUCAUUGCCUAGCCACACUUGAACUUGAUAAUACACAAGAUACAAAUGCUGACAGGCAGAAGCAGAUGUUGGAGGUAGACAAGGCAACUGUACUGUUUUAUUGUUACCUGCAGAUGUUACGACUGACAGUAUAGUCCUUUAUUUUUAAAUGCUCGUUCGAUUUCUUCAGUUACGAAGGUUGGCGAUCCAUAUAGCUAAACGAACUUUGGAAACUGCGGUUCUGAAAAGAUCGUUUGACGAACAUGCAAACCGUUCUACGAACGGUGAGUCGUAAGAGAAAAAGUACCUGAACAAUUUUUGUAGCGAAUUGUAUGAUUUACAACUUUUGUCAGGCCGAUUUUCACGAUAACACUUACCGUGUUCGAGAAAAAUGGAAAAAAACCUUAAUUUCGUACAUUCGACCUUGAAUAAAAUUUGCUGCACAAGUCGAAUCGCCUACGGAACACUGCUUCGAUUUUGUUGAAACGUUCUUGUCGUUAGCUUCUGAAAUGUUACGCGAAAUCUCGAGUCUCUUUCGUUGAAGUCUACCUGUAUUUUGAAAGCGAAACUUUUUUCUUAAUCUCUGUCAGGGUGCUCGAUAUAGCUAAAAUUAUGGUUCAAAAUCUCGACAAGAUGAGUCAAAAAAAUAUUCAAAAACGAUAAUAUAUUUUGGUUAUUUUUUAUCUAUGAUUUCUGGCAGAUUAAAUCGAACUGUUUUAUAUUCUUAUUAAUUUCUAUUUUCCUGUAAUAAAAUGUGUCUAAAAAAAAUGUCAAGCGGCACCCGCAACCCUGCGUAAAAUAAUAACAUAAAAAAUUAAUCUCUUUGAUUUUUUUUUUCUCACAAAAGCAGAAGUUUUUAUGUUAAACUAUGCGCGUCAAAAGUUCGCUUUUUGGUGUCUUUUUUUUUGGUUUAGCGGUUGUCUAAAUUAAUGAAAAAUAUACAAAAGCAAUAUCAAGUGUUUAUUGUAAAUACAAAUAUAUAUAUAUAUACCAUUUAUCGAGUUGUUUUCUUGGAUUUCGUAUUGUAUUUGAAGGAUAGAACAUAAAGCCAUAUGAACUAAAAUAAAAAACGUUAAUUAAUGGUGAUCGAAAUGAAGAAUAAUUAUAAAAAAAACAUAUAUUUUUUAUGCCUCAGACGCUUUGUAACUGCUUCAAAAAUGUAGCUUUCAUUUUCAGAAGUUUUUGAUAUUUUUGGGACUUUGUAGUGUUAUCGCUAUGUGCGACAGUAGUACACGUGCCACUUAUUUGUGAGCCUUUUUAUUAGGAAGGAAUUUUACCAAAGAAACCUAUUUUUCUUUUUCCAGGAAAAUUUAUCAUCGCAAAAUCGCCAAUUUGUUAUUGGUAAACGUAUUACGCUGAGAACAAAUUUUGGUUAAAGUUUUUUUUUACGUGUUGGUUCGUGACCAAGAGAAAAAAUUCCUCAACGGCGAUCCGUAAUGGUCGAAUGGCCGUGGCAAUCUUGUCCAACUGUUUGUGAAAUGCAAAAAACUAGAUUCCGUGCAAUGGCUCGGUUGAUAAGGCGUUGACCAACCAACUCGAACUUGCUGGAGGUUAUGCGUUCGAUUCUCACCGGGAGCCUUGGGUGUUGGGUGCGUGAAAAAUUGUUAUCGAUCAAUUUUCCUCUGCGGAUGCCGGAAAAUGGGUGCACAUCCGAAUUUGAGAUGAGCCCAAUUAAAAGUAAAGAAAAAAGAUUCCGUGCAUCCUCAUUGCUUACUAGUUUUGAAUCGAUAUUGUCGCCAAAGGCAUUCUGUUCUUCAAUUUUCACCGAUAUAUUUGUGUUUGUCGCUUUAAAUCCAUCGAAUUCAUUCGGAUAUAUAAGGAGGUGUCGUUGGCGUGGUAAGAACGUUUUGAAAAAGGACGAAAACAAACAAAACUUGCCAAACCCAUAGUCUAACCUAAGAA
This is a messenger RNA of Cylas formicarius (sweet potato weevil), 8508 nucleotides long. It is a transcript of the gene Rab3-GEF, whose product is annotated as MAP kinase-activating death domain protein. Lineage: Eukaryota; Metazoa; Arthropoda; Insecta; Coleoptera; Brentidae. The record is from RefSeq and is a predicted model, not a curated record. Gene Ontology annotation, molecular function: guanyl-nucleotide exchange factor activity. The transcript is spliced from 30 exons. Gene Ontology annotation, biological process: regulation of apoptotic process; regulation of Rab protein signal transduction. Gene Ontology annotation, cellular component: cytosol. The coding region runs from base 235 to 5979 and encodes 1914 amino acids.